Molecule: messenger RNA, 1815 nt
Organism: Hydatigera taeniaeformis
Lineage: Eukaryota; Metazoa; Platyhelminthes; Cestoda; Cyclophyllidea; Taeniidae
Source: the annotation of a GenBank genome assembly
GAGGUGCACUUUGUUGAACCGGAUACAUCAUGGCGCUACUCUGUACGGGCACUUGCUAGAAGGAAUCGACGAGGUUUGACAGCGGAUCAACUGCAGUACCUGUUGGGGUGUUUUGAGCAGUUUUUGACCGCCGAAGAUGUCGUCGCUGAAAUGAGGCGGCGAAAGAAUCCUUCAAUGAAGCCAAAGAUCUCGACGCCAUGUGACCUCUAUUUGCACAACACUGUAUCACUUAAUCUGCAGACUCCCAUCCAGCCAGUGUCCAGUGAACUUGUAAACCCAGCUGAUAUAACCGCUAAUCUUCUGAAGUCACUUGGUUUGGAUGAUGCGGCCGGAUCCUCUGGUUCUGCUCCUUCUUUUGCUACCAGUUCAAAAGAUACUGAUUCCGUGGCACGACUUCAUGAGAUGUUUCCGCACCUGCAACUUUCCUAUCUAAAAACCUUGAUCUCAUUGACAGAAGGUGAUUUUGUCUAUGCAGCCGCAAUUGCUGCUGAAUGUAAAGAACAAAACUCAAUGACUAGCAGCCUCAAUGAGGUCAUUGAACCACCAAUCAAGCUGCUUAAUCUAGAGGCAGAAGAGGAAGAUAAGCAGGAAAAGGAAAAGCAUGAAGCACCUCGAAGUAAUCCAGAAAAUAUGAGUGCGUUUUUGAGUAAUGAAGAAUUCCCUCAAGAAUCGCAUGCUGGGUCUUUGGACGAUUCUUGUCAGCCCGAAAUUGCACCAUUCAUCCGUCUUUCACCUCAUUUUUUAAAGUCUGUCUAUGAAGAAUACGCUUCUGAGCUGGGUCUUCCGAAGCUCCUGCUUGACUUCAAUGAAAUGCCUCCGGAGGUGUUUGACGAAUGGGUGCCUGAUGAAAACAUAUCCAAGCAAAUUUUGUUGAGUUUCUUGGGUCAGCUUGGCUGUCUGAAGAGUGAUAGAAAGAAGAAUUGGAGUUCACGGUCUUGGAAGCCCAAUUUCAAGUUCAAGUCUUCAAACGUAGAGAUUGGUGCAAAUAAUUCAGCAAACUCAAACGUCCCCGAUUUGGAAAACAUAAUGGCGGAAGAAUCAGCCAUUCGACUCUCUGUUUUGGAACAGAAAAAGCACUUUGAAAAGCCUCAUGCUCGAAAAGCCUUAGACAAACUGGUGAGAGAAUAUCCAGGUACUGAUCCUGCGAUCGUCAUGGAAACUCUGGUUCGCUGUGGUUUUGACGUGGACGCGGCGACAGCAUGUCUAGUAUCAGGAGUGCUAGAUUCUGCGACCUUCAUGGCUGUUGCGGAUACCUCUGGAUUCCAACUAGAGACGUUUUCCACCUCGACUCCUCCAGCCGUUCCUCUGCAAGUCACAUCUGCGUCUGGAGACUAUCGAACCCACUCAACUAGCUCUCCCCGUCUGAGCGCCAUCAUAGAAGAGGACGAGUCUCGCUGGCGCUCACUGGCUAGCAAAUCUGAGAACAAACGAACGCUGGCCGCCCGACUGAGGCUUAAUCGUUUGGCUGAUCAGUUUCCCAGUUUCACCAAAUCUUACCUGGCAGAACUGUUCGCUCAGUUUGACUUUAAUGAGGAUAAGGUACGUCACCACCUUGAGUCAGAAGGUUACAAGGCUCAGCCAAUAUCGUCGUUGCUCCCACUUAAGGAGAUCAAGGAGCCGGUUGAUUCGGGUUCGUUCUCUCUUUCUUCCGUCUCGGCUGAAGCUGCUCAAAGUCUCAAUCUUCUGGAGCUGGAAGUUGCAGAGCUUCGGGAAAACAUUAAACAAAUGAAGACCACUUUAGCCAAGAUUCGUCAGACCUGCACUCAUCCUGGGGUCAUUGACUUCUAUCGCGAUGAGUCGCCCCAUUUCGCAUAG